CUGUUGGCACAGCCUUGCCCAGCCUGACCGGUCAAGUUGCUGUCGCCUUGCUCGUUCAGUCUUGUCUCGCGAUUGGUGGCCUUGCUUCAGGUGGAUUCGGACUGUGUGUGAUUUUCAGCCGGUUUGAGCAUGGAAAGACCAAGUAACCGAUAAGGCUUGCCAGAUCGUCGUCUUCUCAAAUAGUAUUCAUGUUGGAACCUUCUUCCAUCAAUACACAUCCCACCUGAAGCGCAACGGAACUAUGAGCGACCGCAGUAUUCGAGAUAUCGCGGAAUCAUGCGAUGAUGCGUUUGAUAAUUUACUGGAUCGAAAUUUCGUCGCAACCUGGCCUGUGAAGUUCCAUGACUUGGUGGAAAAACUUGAAGAAGAACGAGCUAGGUUUGGAGUUUGGGCGGCACACAUUGGAGCCCAGGCAGAACACCAUGCUUCUCUUGACUAUCGACUUCGGGAGAGCGAGAAAGUGCAGUCACUGGUGAAAUCCCAACUUUUGGCUCUUCACAGCUCCCUGGUUCGACUGCCAGAGAACUUGAUGAAAGAAGGAAACAAUUAUCGGGAUUGCGAUACGUCAUACAAGGCCUAUAAGGAAUCUCAUACCGAAGUUCCGCCCGAGGCUAGAUCUCUACCAGAUUCUGAACCGACUUCAUCGGAAGAAGAUGACCUGGCAGACCAACAUGAAGAUUUCCACCGUUCUAGAAAUGCAAUUAGUCGUCUCAACAGGCUUGCGAGGGCAAUCCGGCAACGAAGCAUAGUUAGCCAGACCUCAAAAGCUGUUAACUUCCGACCGAGAAAUGAAGAAGGAAAUGAUGAGAUUGAAGCAUUCGAGCAAUUCUGCUUUGCAGUGAUCCAAAGCAAGUGGAGAAAUGCUGAUGAGUCUCUACAGAAACGACUGGCUAAGGUCAACGCUUCACGGAGGCGACUCUUUCUAUACAGAAUGAAGCAUCAGAAAGUCUUAGGUAGCAGACGCCGAAGCUCUGCAAAGAGCAAGUCGUCUCUGCCGCUCCAAGAAGUUCAAUUGACGCAUUCGACAGCAGCACCGCUCCAGCAGACGUCUAUAAUCUCUGAGGAACCCCCCAUGAUUGAAGACAAGCCAGGAAGUGCCAUGGAGGAGUCAGUGGCAAAGGCGUCAAGUUUUGUCGAGUCCAAAUUUCAGCCCGACACAUCCUCCAAGGCUUCAACCUCAAUAGGCGGCACAUCUGUGGGAAGUGUCUUUGGUCGAUCGCGGUUUCCACCGCCUCCAUACAUUCCUGAGUCCCGCGCCGAAUUCGAGUGUCCAUAUUGCUGUCAGCUAACCUCCACAAGGAUGUUGGCAAAGGGGCAUUGGAAGUGAGUUUUGUCAUCCUCUCGCGACCGGGAUCUUCGUCUUCGAAGGCGUGUUAGGAGGAAUUGUGCUGAAUUGGUCGUAGGCAACACC
Molecule: messenger RNA, 1411 nt
Organism: Eremomyces bilateralis CBS 781.70
Lineage: Eukaryota; Fungi; Ascomycota; Dothideomycetes; Eremomycetales; Eremomycetaceae
Exons: 2
Coding region: 242-1327 (361 amino acids)
Source: RefSeq, a predicted model, not a curated record